GGGUCUGGGCCAGGUUCCUGCGCCAUGACCGCGGCCGUGUUCAUUGGGUGCAGCUUCAUCGCCUUCGGGCCGGCACUGGCCCUGUGCGUCUGCACCAUCGCCGCCGAGCCGCUGCGCCUUCUCUUCCUCAUCGCUGGAGGUUUCUUCUGGCUGGUCUCGUUGCUGCUUUCUUCCCUUGUAUGGUUCAUUGCAGUGCAGAUUGGUGGGAGCAACAAUGCAUCAGUAAAGAAAAAUUUGCUCAUCUUUGGAGUGGUGUUCUCUGUCCUGCUCCAGGAAGUCUUCCGAUUUGCCUAUUACAAACUGUUAAAAAAAGCUAAUAAGGGCUUAAUGACUAUAAGCCAGGAGGAAACCCUACCCAUCUCUGUCAGACAAUUGUCCUAUGUGUCUGGCCUGGGUUUUGGGAUCAUGAGUGGAGUAUUUUCUCUUGUGAAUAUCCUGACUGACUCCUUGGGACCAGGCACAGUGGGUAUUUAUGGAGAUUCUCCUCAGUACUUCCUGUCUUCUGCAUUCAUGACUUUGGCCAUUGUUCUGCUGCACAUUUUUUGGGGCAUUGUAUUUUUUGAUGCUUGUGAAAAGAAGAAGUGGUGGGCACUGGCACUGGUCAUCCUGAGCCAUUUGCUGGUAUCAGGUGUGACUUUCCUGAAUCCUCAGUAUGAAGGCAGCCUAGUGCCAUCUUAUAUUAUCAUGAUGCUUAUGGCUACCUGGGCUUUCUUCACUGCUGGUGGCUCCCUUAGAAAUCUGAAACUGUGUCUGAUGUGCAGAGACAAGGACUUCCUUCUAGCCAACCAGCGCCCCAGAUAACCUCUAAGCAUCUGGAUUUUACCCAUCCAUCUCUCUACAUGUUUAGUGAAAGCACAACUGGUGCCUUCUUGACCUUUCUUGAAUGCUAAGUUGAGAUAUAUAUGUAUUCCUGUGUAACUUGGCUUCUUUCAGGCAGCUGUCUGAACUGCACAUGUGAGUGAUGAAUGAAAUCUCCUUAAGAGUACCCAAAAAUUAAACAGUUUACAUGUUAGCUGCUGCUUUAUGCACUAGGUUUGGGCUGAGUUAAUAGAACAAAUGGACACAUAUCAAACAUGGAUAGACAAGAUUUAAAACUAAAAGGGUAUCUGCUAACUUCCGUUGUGAAUUACACAUCCACUUUGCUAUGGAAUUAAUAAAGAUAACAUUUUAUUGUGCCACAA
Messenger RNA from Emys orbicularis (European pond turtle), 1181 nucleotides. It is a transcript of the gene APH1B, whose product is annotated as aph-1 homolog B, gamma-secretase subunit. Gene Ontology annotation, cellular component: endoplasmic reticulum; gamma-secretase complex; membrane. The coding region runs from base 25 to 801 and encodes 258 amino acids. The record is from RefSeq and is a predicted model, not a curated record. Gene Ontology annotation, molecular function: protein-macromolecule adaptor activity. Gene Ontology annotation, biological process: Notch receptor processing; Notch signaling pathway; positive regulation of catalytic activity. The transcript is spliced from 6 exons. Lineage: Eukaryota; Metazoa; Chordata; Testudines; Emydidae.